UAGUUAGCUUUGAAAUAAACAUAUAAACAUAACUCACAUGUAUUCGGCUUUGGCUACAGUCAAAGUCCUGCCACAAUGUCGAGAAUGUCGAGGAUUUCGACAAUAGAUCAGCCGGAACAACCCAAGCUGCCUCCCAUCGCAAAGAAAACUGUUGCUCGUGCCAGAUCCUACGACGAUGAUGCCUUCAUCAAACUCUUCGACCAUCGCGGCGGUCGGGACAUCAUAAUUAUGGAUAACAAUGGCUUGCCCUUGCGAUCGACCUCCAGCCAGAGACGCACCAUAUUUCUUGUUGGCAAUCUGAAGCCCCUUCUGUUCAUGGCCCGGAAUGUGGUCAGGGAUCUGGAUCCCUCCAACGAUAUAACAUUCAUGCGCAUCCGCUCCAAUAUCGGCGAAGUGCACAUGACCCUGGGAUCCGAAUUCAUUUUGAUAGUUGUGCAAAGGUUCAAAAAGAAAUUUGGAAACACUGAGGCCUGAAUUUGAAACCAUUAAUUGAGCUGUAUAUAGCUUUAUACCGUUCCACUAAACAUUAAAUUACAGCAAUUAUGGCAAAUGAA
This is a messenger RNA of Drosophila kikkawai, 554 nucleotides long. Its product is annotated as dynein light chain roadblock-type 2. Gene Ontology annotation, molecular function: dynein intermediate chain binding. Gene Ontology annotation, biological process: microtubule-based movement. Gene Ontology annotation, cellular component: cytoplasm; cytoplasmic dynein complex; centrosome. The record is from RefSeq and is a predicted model, not a curated record. NCBI's taxonomy places the organism in Eukaryota, Metazoa, Arthropoda, Insecta, Diptera, Drosophilidae.